This is a messenger RNA of Penicillium soppii, 1446 nucleotides long. RefSeq lists its product as uncharacterized. Gene Ontology annotation, molecular function: transmembrane transporter activity. The record is from RefSeq and is a predicted model, not a curated record. The transcript has a single exon. Gene Ontology annotation, biological process: transmembrane transport. NCBI's taxonomy places the organism in Eukaryota, Fungi, Ascomycota, Eurotiomycetes, Eurotiales, Aspergillaceae. Bases 1 to 1446 code for a protein of 481 amino acids.
AUGGAAACCCCAAAGACUUCCCCGGAGACCAUCUAUCGAGAAAGCCCCAGUGAUGGCGAUUUCCUUUCAUCGCCCCCAAAGAGCCGCUUUUCAAAGAUUCGCCAGGACCCAUGGUUCCAGAUUGGUCUGGUUUCGUUUAUAUCCUUCUGCAAUCCCGGCAUGUAUAAUGCCCUGACCGGGAUGGGAGGUUCGGGUCAGGUCGACAGCACAGUCUCGGCGAACGCCAACGUCGCCACGCACGCAUGCACAGCUGCAACGGCACUUUUCAUCGUCGGCACCUUCUACAAAUAUCUAGGUCCGCGUCUCUCCCUACUCAUUGGAGGCUGGACCUACGCUAUGUACGCAGGUGCGCUGUUGAACUCAGACCGGGUGACGGGCGGCGGUCCUUUCGUGAUUGCAGCCGGAGCGCUGCUUGGUCUAGGGGCAGCUUUCUUUUGGGUCGCUCAGGGGACCAUCAUGGUGACUUAUACAAACGAUCAAACGCGCGGACGAGCCAUUGGAGUCUUCUGGGUGAUUUUCAACUUGGGCGGGACUAUUGGUUCGCUGGCUAGUUUCGGCAUCAACUACCACUCUAGUUCUGGCACGGUGACAGAUUCGACAUAUAUCGCAUAUAUAGUGAUCAUGCUUUUCGGUUGGCUACUUUCCGUACUUGUGUGCUCCACCGAGUCUUUGUCGGACAAGUACCACGGUGAUCGCAUCGCACAAGAGUUCAAGUCCUUCAAUUGGACUAAUUUGAGGAACACGCUUAUCCAGACGCUGCACAUUAUCUUCGAUUGGAAGAAUCUUUGCCUAUACCCAAUGUUUUACAAUGCUAAUGUCUUCUACUCGUAUCAACAAAACGAUGUGAAUGGCUUGACUUUUAACCUCCGCACUCGCUCCCUCAACAGCGCCCUGUACUGGAUUGCCCAAAUGCUCGGUGGGCUUUUGAUGGGAUCUCUACUUGACCUUCACCCAUUGAAUCGCCGUGCACGAGCAAAGCUUGGAUGGGCAAUUCUAUUCAUCACCGGGAUGGUAAUUUGGGGCGGUGGAUAUCAGUUCCAGAUCUGGAACGACCAACGUCUAAAGCAGGGUUUGAAGCAGAAGAUUGACUACAAGGAUGGGAGUGACUUCUUGGGUGGAAUGUUUCUAUACUUUUUCUACGGGGCGUACGAUUCCUUCUGGCAGACAUUCUGUUACUGGGUUAUGGGGACUCGAUCAAACAAUCCUGUUGUCACUGCCGUCAUUGUCGGAGCAUACUCGGCUUUGAAGCCGGCUGGUGGUGCAAUGGCUUGGAGAAUCAACGCUGAAAAAAUCAGUCCAUUGACACAGUUUGCUAUGAACUGGGGUCUAUGUAUUGGGAGCCUUCUGGUGGCCAUUCCCACUAUAUUGACCAUUGAGAGGACCAAUCAUGCCUCGGACGAGGUGGUCGAUGAGGAGGUGGAAAAGGUCACACCUAAUGAGUUGUAG